GGUUCUUGGGCGGGGUUCCUAGAGAGACAGCGUGUCGCGAGCCAAAGGCUCUCACCUGGGUGGUCUGGGGAGUCUUGCCACGUGGGAGGGGAGGAGCAGAGACGCCACUGGAGGACGCGCUGACUGGGGGACCGGAAGCCAAGUGGGUGGGGUUCCGCUAGGGUCCGCGUGUCAGUCCCCCCUGGUAAACUCGUUGUCCCUUCUCUUCCAGGCAACAUGUCGGAAGGAAACGCCGCCGGCGAGCCCAGCACUCCGGGAGGGCCCCGACCCCUCCUGACCGGGGCCCGGGGGCUCAUCGGGCGGCGGCCGGCGCCCCCCCUCACCCCCGGCCGCCUUCCCUCCAUCCGUUCCAGGGACCUCACCCUCGGGGGAGUCAAGAAGAAAACCUUCACCCCAAAUAUCAUCAGUCGGAAGAUCAAGGAAGAGCCCAAGGAAGAAGUAACUGUCAAGAAGGAGAAGCGUGAGAGGGACAGAGACCGACAGCGAGAGGGGCAUGGACGAGGACGAGGCCGCCCAGAAGUGAUCCAGUCCCACUCCAUCUUUGAGCAGGGCCCAGCUGAAAUGAUGAAGAAAAAAGGAAACUGGGAUAAGACAGUGGAUGUGUCAGACAUGGGACCUUCUCAUAUCAUCAACAUCAAAAAAGAGAAGAGAGAGACAGACGAAGAAACGAAACAGAUCUUGCGCAUGCUGGAGAAGGACGAUUUCCUCGAUGACCCAGGGCUGAGGAACGACACUCGAAAUAUGCCUGUGCAGCUGCCGCUGGCUCACUCGGGAUGGCUUUUUAAGGAAGAAAAUGAUGAACCAGAUGUUAAACCAUGGCUGACUGGCCCUAAGGAAGAGGACAUGGAGGUGGACAUACCUGCUGUGAAAGUGAAAGAGGAGCCUCGAGAUGAGGAGGAGGAGGCCAAGAUGAAGGCUCCUCCCAAAGCAGCCAGGAAGACCCCGGGCCUCCCGAAGGACAUAUCCGUGGCAGAGCUGCUCAGGGAGCUGAGCCUGACCAAGGAGGAGGAACUGCUGUUUCUCCAGCUGCCAGACACCCUCCCUGGCCAACCGCCCACCCAGGACAUCAAGCCCAUUAAGACAGAGGUACAGGGCGAGGAUGGCCAGAUGGUACUCAUCAAGCAGGAGAAGGACCGGGAAGCCAGACUGGCAGAGAAUGCUUGUACCCUGGCUGACCUGACAGAGGGUCAGGUUGGCAAGCUACUCAUCCGCAAGUCUGGAAGGGUGCAACUCCUCCUGGGCAAAGUGACUCUGGACGUGACCAUGGGAACCGCCUGCUCCUUCCUGCAGGAGCUGGUGUCCGUGGGCCUUGGAGACAGUAGGACAGGGGAGAUGACAGUCCUGGGACACGUGAAGCACAAACUUGUAUGUUCCCCUGAUUUUGAGUCUCUCUUGGAUCACAAACACCGGUAAAAUGAGCAGAUGGAGGAGGACGGCGCCUGUGCCCACGGCUGCUGCCUGCUCCAGACAUUUUGUUCUUGAAUCUGUGAGACCCAAAAGGGGCCCACUGAGCCUACCCACUCCAGCCUUUGGCAGCCAUUGUCCCAGAUUCCCCUGGGCUUCCUCCCACAGCAGCUGUCAAUGGCACAGUGACCUUCCUGCAGCAUGGAGUUGGCAUAUCUUUGCUGCUGGGGAUUUGGCCCUGCUAUUUAUUUUUAUAUUUAUGUCUUAAUCUCUUCCACUGAUGCAUCCUACCAAGGUAGGUGGGAAGGGUCUGUGGGAAGGGGCUGGCCUCUCCUGGGGGCUGUUGGGCUGCAGGGACAGAAGUGUGAGAACUGCGGCUUCUGCUGAUGCUCCGUCCCUCCUAGAAGCAACAUAAGGGAGGAAGCAAGGAUUGAGUCUGAGACUUAAGCACUUGGUCCCAGCUCGCCAGUUCCUGGUUCUGCGUCCUUGAACAAACUACCUAACCUUUCUGAGCCUCCUGUUCAUCAUCCGACACAAGCAUGAGCAGGUUCUCCCUUUCUGACUGUAAGAUACAUGAGCUGGUACGGAUGGUGGUCACGUGAUAGCCUUCCAUUUCUAUCACCCAGGCAGUGAAAGAGGAGCCGUGAGAUGAGGAGAGGAGGCCACGAUGGAGGUUUGGGGGAUGAUACCUACCUCCCAGGGUUGGCGUGAGGAUUCAUGGGCUAUUAGAGAUGAAAACCCCUGCACAAGGCCGGAACCAGUAGGCACUCAACAAAUGUUCGUGUCCUUUUUCUCUACCUGAGUCUAUAUUCCAACAAAGUAGAGAUUCCAAGUCUCAAAAGCAGUGACUAGAGCUCCCAUCCUUGCUCUUGUUUCUUCCUGCUUCAUAUCCCUCCCUCACCCUGGGCCUGAUGCCCUAAAUUUACGAGGUCAGGCUGUUCUAUGCCUUUUUCUCCUGGCUCCUCUUAGCCAGGUGCUUCCUGUGUAAGUUGCUGUAAUAGCUGUGGGUCAUAGGAAGAGAUCAGAGACCCCUCCCAGCACCCUGCAAAAGCCUUUGGGGGACAUGGUGUGCCAAGGACAUGUUCUUGCACUCCUGUCUUUAUAGUUAUUACUCAUGUAUGAGCCAAAGUCAAAUAUUGCUAACAGAAACUAAACCCUUGGUAAGAGAAGUUAGGGGUGUGUUGAACAGUGGCCUCUUUGACACUUGGCUGAUGAUGCCCACUGCAGAAACUUCAGGAUCAGAGGCCUCCCUCUGUGUCCUGUCCUAGCACUGCCAGAGCCAUCCACAGUGUUACUUUUUUGGGACUGUGAUCUUGUUCCCUUUACCUGGUCAUCGUACUGUGUUGUCCCUGGAGGAACAGCUUCUCCUCCUCUGUCUUGACAGUAUGGCUGGGGUUUUCCCUCGUUCAGGUGGGGAGACGUUUGCGGGUUAAAGAAAGGCCUCAUGCGGUGGUGUGUGUGGCUGUUAGACAUUGGUGGCACAGCUUCCCUUUGCUGGCGUCAUGGCACAUGGCGUCUGGGACAGAAUGAACCAUAGGGGCUCAGGAAAGACUGCUUCCUGCCCACCCCCAUCCCUGAUUUCUAGUGGCCCCUAAGAUUUUGGGUACAUCUUCCUUCAGGCUCACCUUCCUUCUUUUCAAAGCUCCUCAAUCCUGUUACUCAUUUGUCAAGGCUGGGCUUUUCCUACAAAGCCCUCAACCUGCUGACCACAUCGCCCUUUCUGGAGCUGAAGCUAAUCUCAACUCCAUUGGAUAGUGUUGUUCUGGGCUCUUCUCAUUGUAGAGGACUGGAGCAGAAAGGGUUCCUUGGAAAGAUGUGCUGGGUAGCCCUCUUUGGUCGGCUAACGUUUGAUUAGCUCUGGGCUCCAGCCCUUCCUUCCUUUAAAUAGCUGAUGCACUGCCAACCGGUCGCCAUUCUCAUCUUCUCUUUCCGUUCUCUUUCUUUGGUUCAGAAAUACUCUUUUGCUUUUUUUUGGAUGAACUCAAUUGCCCAAUGUUAGGUAUUGGGUAUUUUUCAAUCUUUAGUUUUCUGACUCUUCCAAGAAAGUUUGAGGAAGAGCAUGCACUGUUUUUGCGUUCCUUUCGCCCAUUCAUAUGUCUUGGCUUGAACCUUAUGACUCUGCAUCAAAGUCCACACGGCCUGUCCCUAGAUCCCUGAUGCACAAAUUAGGUCUCAUCAAUAAAUGUGGGCAAAG
Messenger RNA from Sapajus apella (tufted capuchin), 3598 nucleotides. It is a transcript of the gene POLR3D, whose product is annotated as RNA polymerase III subunit D. Gene Ontology annotation, molecular function: DNA binding. The coding region runs from base 217 to 1413 and encodes 398 amino acids. Gene Ontology annotation, cellular component: RNA polymerase III complex. Gene Ontology annotation, biological process: transcription by RNA polymerase III. The record is from RefSeq and is a predicted model, not a curated record. The transcript has 8 exons. Lineage: Eukaryota; Metazoa; Chordata; Mammalia; Primates; Cebidae.